CUUUUGGUAAUUAGCUGCAAUUUCUACUCAUCAAAUUAUUUACGGUUGAGAUCUGAUCCAAGUUGAUUUGUUAAUUAUGGCAAAUACCUCUUGCUCCAUUGAGCUUGAGCCUAGGACACUGAGUCAAGUGCAGCUCACCCAAGCAAGGGAAGUAGCUGCAGAGGUAGUUCAAAAGUUGGAACCAAGUGCAGCAUCAGCUUUGUUUAUUGAGGGGCUCAUGCAUCCAAUAAAGGAAGAAACGCAGAUGGAAGAAAAUGGAAGCCAAGUUGAGAAGCUAAUUGAUGGCUCGAAGAAGGGUGAGGCUGUCACUGAUGAGAAAGCUUGCCAUUGCCAAUGCUCGUGCACUAUAGAAAAGCCAUUAUAUAUUGACCUAAAAGAACCCCUUUCUGCACCAUUUUGAUUUUUAGCCACACUGCCGAUGGUUUGAUUACAUUACAUGCUUUUGAAUUUGUCCUUUUUUUAUAAUCUCUUGAAAGAUGUGACUAUGUGGGUGAUGUUAACGCCAAUAUUGCUAAUAAAGUAGAGUAUUCAGAAAUGCACCAU
Molecule: messenger RNA, 543 nt
Organism: Gastrolobium bilobum
Lineage: Eukaryota; Viridiplantae; Streptophyta; Magnoliopsida; Fabales; Fabaceae
Exons: 3
Coding region: 77-400 (107 amino acids)
Source: RefSeq, a predicted model, not a curated record